Molecule: messenger RNA, 2038 nt
Organism: Haplochromis burtoni (Burton's mouthbrooder)
Lineage: Eukaryota; Metazoa; Chordata; Actinopteri; Cichliformes; Cichlidae
Product: syntaxin-17
Exons: 4
Coding region: 688-1437 (249 amino acids)
Biological process (GO): exocytosis; vesicle fusion; intracellular protein transport
Cellular component (GO): autophagosome membrane; endomembrane system; plasma membrane
Molecular function (GO): SNAP receptor activity; SNARE binding
Source: RefSeq, a predicted model, not a curated record
CACAAGUAAACCUGCAGUCAGAGCAAAGUGCUCUUUUUGGGUGAUAUAAAUCAUGACCUGGUUGCUCAGAAAACUUAACAUUGUGACCAAGAACCAUUUUAAUUGUUACUGAACUACACCCUGCAGACGUAUCACAGUGCAUCUACUGAUGAUGACGUGCUUGUGCUCUUGACAGGGUGACAGGAUUUAAUGUAAACGUUAAGGACUCCCCAUCGGCUGAGCUAUAAUGUCAGGUAGCUGUGAGCUUCCUUUAGCUGGCGGAUGUAGACAGCAGAAAGAAAGUAGUUUUUUUUUUGUUUUUUUUGUUUUUUUUUAAAUGUCACCCGAUCAUGUUUUGUGCUUUGAACACAGAGUGAAUGCCAUCUAGUUCCAUUAAAUGAGGGAAGAAAGAAAUUUCACAACUCUCAUCCAAACAGUCUUUACAACUGGAGUGUCUGCAUGCCAGAGGGAAAAUGUAUGUUUGAUAUUGAGAUGAUUUGAGAUGUUACUAUUUCCAUACAGAUUGGAGAUUUUGGAUUUGUUAUGCCACGUCUGCCUCGUCACAUUUUCUAUUUUUUAUUUUUUUUCUUGCAUGUUUUGUUUUGGCAGUGACGGCUGUAUUUAACCACAGGUUUGCUUGUCCUUCUGGCCGUCCAAGUGUCCCUUCUCCCUCACAUUCAUACCACUCACUGUCAUUCAAACUGAAAAAUGUUCUCUUCUUCUGCGCCUCUGCAGCAGCUGAGAGCCAACAUGAGAGAGAUGGAGAAGCUGUGCACUCGGGUCCGUGCUGAAGACGCCGACGCUCUGGAAGCGCUCAUCAAGCCGGUCAGAGACAGGGCGUCAGCCGCUGCACAGGACUUCCUCCGUUUGCACUCUAACCCCGAGCCUCAGCCCGCUCCAGCGUCACCACCUGCCACUCAUUCAUCCAGCUGUGCAUCCAGUAGCUGCCACACUGAUGACAAUACGGGCGACGUACCAGGAUUUGGCAGGCAAAGCCAGGUCCAGCUCCCAGAAAUCCCUCCUGAUCAGAGAGCAGCUGAGUCCUGGGAUAACCUGGAAGAGGAUCUGAAGGAGCUGAGCGGUUUGGUGACAGAGUUUUCUAUCCUCGUCCAUUCCCAGCAGGAGAAGAUUGACAGCAUAGAGGACAACGUCAACACAGCCGCUGCCAACGUGGAGGAGGGGACCAAGAGCCUGGGGAAGGCAGUUGGCUACAAGUUGGCGGUGUUGCCGGUUGCCGGGGCGCUGCUGGGCGGUGUAUUAGGAGGCCCACUUGGCCUGCUGGCUGGCUUUAAAGCUGCAGGGGUAGCUGCCGCCCUGGGAGGCGGCGCCCUGGGAUUUGCUGGUGGCAACCUGGUCCAGAAACACCGCCGAGCCAACGUGGAUCUACAGAUGAAACAGCUGACGGCGACACCAUCACCACCACCAACAGAUGAACCAGAGGCGAGGAAGGACAAAUGACCCAUCAGCCCCUGGUGUUCCACUGACCUAUCACUGACGGUCCUGUAUUGACUGACCAAUGAACACCUCUGGUGUUGUUGAGCUUCAGAGAGACUGAAUGUCGGGUGCUCGCCUUAAACAUCGCUGUUACCAAGCACUGUGUAAAACAAUUAUGUAAUGACGGCCUUAAUUAAGAGUCACAUGCUGAUGUUCCAGGGUGAAUGGUGUUUCUGUGGGGAUGUUUGUUUUAUACACCACUGAUUUUAUGUUCUGAACACAGCACCAGUUAUUUAUACUUCAGGGUUUUUUGUUUUUUUGUGCUUUUUGACUAUUGAGCACAACUCUCUACUAAAAAUAAUGUUCAGCACUCAAAUCAAAUUACUUUAAGACGGUUUUAUCAGACCCUACCAAUAAUGUGAGCAGUUAAUCCAUGUUGCUUAGGCUCAUUUCCAGGGUGUUCAGGUUUACCGAUGGCUAUGCCUCAGUUGUUUGAUGCAGAUAGUAAUGUGAACAGCUUUGUGUAAAUUUAAGUGAUACUUGGUUUUUAUAAAUUAUAUUGAUGCACAAAGUGCUACUGUCCAUAUCUUAUCCUGCUGCUGCCAAAUAAAACAUUUCUUUUUAA